Molecule: messenger RNA, 5087 nt
Organism: Salvelinus sp. IW2-2015
Lineage: Eukaryota; Metazoa; Chordata; Actinopteri; Salmoniformes; Salmonidae
Source: RefSeq, a predicted model, not a curated record
AUGUGUGAGAGAGAGCGAAAGGGAGGAGGAGAACAGGGUGAGCUAAGGGAGGGGGAAAACGGCGUAUGCUUGUAUACAACAACCCCUGAUUUCCAUUUUUUCCCCAACUCGUAAUGUAUUUAAUUCAAGUGAAACGUAAUCAUGACGUGUCCUGUCAUUAAUCCGCCCGCCGCCUCUCCCAGAAUGGAUUCUCCUCCUGAAUGUGUGUUGGCUCUUUCGUGUGAGCUGCCCCAGUCACCCCCUACACUACCAUCGCUGGACCACAGUCCCCAGGCCUCUCCUCACUCUACCUCCCACCUCUCCCUUUCACACAGCCCCUCAGCCCUGUCCCACACACCAGAACCCCUGUCGACCACCCCCUACUUCCCCCUUUCCUCCUUCCCCCUCAACCACCACGAUGAGGAAGAGGAGGAGGAUGAAGAGGAGCUGUCAGCCCCUUCGUCCCCCACCCCGGCCGUGGCUCUUUUCCCGGGGGGUCUUCCGGAGGUGUGUAGCCCCUCUCCGGAGAGCUCUCCUCCGGUCACUCCGACAUCAUCGGCCCCUCUCACUGGGUUUGGGGCCCUGGAGCUGGCACUGUCCUCCGGGCAGCAGGGUGCCACCUGUAGUGAUGAGCUAGACCUCCAGCUCUUCCAUAAGGACGGGGGGAGUCUGUUAGGGUCUCUGCCCGGGAGGAAGGGUGUUUCUAGGGGAGCGGCCGGACUCAAGUUCCCCUGUCUGGUUUGUGGGAAAAGAUUCCGCUUCCAGAGUAUCUUGUCGCUCCACGCCCGCGCUCACAGUCUGGACCGGGACCGCCGCGCCUCAGCUCUAUACCGCAACACCGGCACCACGACCGGGAGCAUCAUUGGGACGGGGUCCACGGCGCAUCUCAAAGCCCACCAGAACCACAACGACGUGGGGCAGAACCACCACAGCCACCGCCAGAGUCCCCUGCUGUCUGUAUCUCUAACCCAGGGACUGAGAGGGGAGGAUGGGGAUGGGGAUGCUCUAGAGGAGGCUCUGCAGAUGGAUCACCAGACCCUCCAGCCGUUCCUAAUGGAUGAGAGCACACCGCUGAGCCCUCCGCUGACCGAGGAGGUGCCCCUCUCCCUCACCUCCCCCUACUCCUCUUCCUGCGGCCUGGUUGGCACGGGUCCUGCCAUCUUAGAAGAAGCCGCCCUGGCCACAGCGGCAGCACCCGCAUUCCGCUGCCACGCCUGCAAGGGCAAAUUCCGCACAGCCUCGGAGCUGUCUCGUCACGUCCGCAUCCUCCACAACCCGUACAAGUGCACCCUGUGCUCCUUCUCCGCCAGCCAGGAAGAACGCCUGGCCGCACACCUCCACGACAGCCACCCCUCCCUGUCCCUCUCCCCCCCGGUGGAACUCCCCGCCCUGCCCCCCUACACCCCCAGACACCCCCCCAUCGUAACCACCACCACUACCAUCAUCCCCACCCCCAUCCCAGACACUCUCGUUCCCACCCCCACCCUGGCCCCAGGGGCUCCGCCUCUGCCGGCCUUCCGCUGUGAGACGUGCGGCCAGCGCUUCACCCAGUCCUGGUUCCUGAAGGGCCACAUGAGGAAGCACAAGGAYUCUCUGGACCACAAAUGUCAGGUGUGCGGCCGUGGCUUCAAGGAGCCUUGGUUCCUCAAGAACCACAUGAAGGUGCACCUCAACAAGCUGGGCCUGAAGGCGGGGCUGGGGGGCUGGGGGGGCUGCUGCCUCCUAUGGCCGGGGCUGAACAAAGAGGCCUCAAAGGCUCGGUCACCAGCCAGGGCCUCAACGCCUCUACUCCAGCCUCUUGCUGGCUCGUGGUGGAGGGGGGAGAGGGGACGAGCAAGGGCUGAGCGGGACGGCGCCGGAGUCUCUAGUAAAUCGGCCAUCUUGGGCUCUGGGUUGCCCAGCGAUGGUGGUGGCGGCGCCAGCUGCAUGGAGCGGCUGCAGGCCGUGGCUCAGGUGGCGGAGAUGGGGAAUGGGGGAGGAGGAGGGGGAGGAGGAAACGGAGGAGGAGGAGAGACAGCGGCAGAUGGAGGGGACCAGAUAGCCAUGUGGCAGCUGGUAGCUCGUAGCCUAGUAGCAGCUCAACAGGCCCAGCAAGCCCAGCAGGCUCAGAGGCAGACGCAGAGGACCCAGCAACUGCACCGAGCCCCAUCCAGGAGCUCCGUGGUGGGAGAGGCUGAGCAGGUCAGGGCCUACUUGGAGUGCCCCACUGUGGGAAGCUGUUCCGGAGCCUGCAGCAGGUGGUGGCGCACGCCCGCGUCCACAUCCAGCGGCCCCAUAAGAACCACGGUCACCCCCCGCGCCACGCCGGAGGAGGAGAGAAGGAUGGAGGGGCGAGCCGGAGUGGGGGGACGAGGAGGAGGUGGGAGAGGAGGUAGUAGCGAGGGAAGACAGGAGUCCAAACUUCAAAGUGGACCUCAACAUCAGUCAGCAGCCGGUGGAGGGUUCCACUCAGUGAUGUCACAGUUCCAAGGAGAGAACGGUCUAUCUGGGUCAUCUUCAGGUUCGUCCGUGACUUCUAGGGAGCGUGUGCGAGGCACAGGGGUGAAAGACUGCCCCUAUUGCGGUAAAGCUUUCCGCUCGUCCCAUCACCUUAAAGUGCAUCUGAGAGUUCACACAGGGGAGAGACCGUAUAAAUGUCCCCACUGUGACUACGCGGGAACCCAGUCAGGCUCUCUAAAGUACCACCUCCAGAGGCACCACAGAGAACAGAGGAAUGCCAUGGGGGCCUCUUCAUCCACCGCCUCCUCCCCCGGCCUCACUUCCGCCUCUCUGGGAGGUGGUGGAGGAGCACCACGGGGGGAGGGAAGGGAGGGGAUGGCCAAACAGCGCCGGCCCCAGAGCUUCACCCAUGGCUCAGCCGCCAGAACCCCGGCAGAGACCGCUUCCUCCAGACACAACCAGCACCAGCCCUGGAUCCUGGGCCUUCCCGAGCAGCGAGACAGGGACCAUGGGAAGGCCAUGGGAGGACUGAGGGAGGCAGAUCUGGAGAGCCAGUACCGGUACCUAUCCGGGGUGAUGGGGGCGCUGUACCAGGGGGGGAUGGAGGGAGGGUGGACGGGGGAGUCCCCUACCCCCACCCCGCCCCCGCCAAAGGCACCCAAAGUGUCCCGCCGCAAACCACUCACCACCAGCCGCAUGGUGCCAGCUAAUGGGAGGGAGCGGAUGGGAGGGGGAUCAGCUCGGGGCACCCAGGAGGGAGGCUUGUUGUCCCAGCCCCUGGAUCUCUCCCGCCGCCCCUCCCCUGGGCUCGGAGGUCUGGAGGAGGAUGGAGUACCGGGAAGUGGUGGUGGAGGAGGAGGAGGAGCAGGGGUCACCCUUAACCAGUGCCUGUUCUGUCCCUUCCGUACCUGCUCAGCCGAGCUGAUGGCCAUGCACCUCCAGGUCAACCACACCAGCAAGUCCAGGCGUAAGAGGGGGGCCCACAACCCCAGCUCCCUGGGGGAACACGGGCCCCAGAGGCCACCCCAACCCCGGGCAGACCCAGACCCCCUAGCCCUGUGGAGGUACCUGAGCGAGAGUGAAGAUAGGGCCCCCCUCGAGGAAUGGGCCUCAUCCAGGGUGGAGAGGGAGAGAGGGAUGGAGAACGGCCUCACCCCAGAGGAAGUGGACCUAGAGGGCAGCUACAACCUCCACCACCCCCUGCAGGCUUCUAACCAGGCCUCCACCACACCCAGGAACACAAGGAGUGGCCUCGCUGGCCUGGGGCAGGAAGGCAAGGUGGAGGAGGAUGGGGAAGAGGAGGAAGAAGAGGAGGAGGAUUUGGAAAGGGAGAGCAGUAGUCCAGGGGAUUCCCCUAUAGAGCAUGGGAUGAGGAUGUCUCUCUCCAUGUCACCUGCCCUCGGCUCUGACCGUCUUACACGAGAGGAGGAAGCAGUGAUGGGAGACUAAACGGCAGCAACAUUAUCCUGCAGAGAGAUGGGAAGAGGGAGUUCAACUAGACAGGGCAGAAGUUUAGGAGUCAAAUGUUGGGGGUCAUUAUAUCACUUCCUCGUUCUCUUACAUACAGCAGUUCAGGGUCAUUGUCAUGAUAAGUCCGCUGACAAGUAUAACUAAGGACCACGGACUGAGAUGCACCUCCAUUGAGAGUGUUGUGUAAACAUCAUCUCUCCUAAGGAAGCCCGUUUAAAAAUCAUACAUUUUUCUCUCGUCUUUUAAUAUUUACAUCCCGGGAGUUCAGUGCAGUCCUCUUGAUUUUCUCAACCAACCACAACCCCCCUUGUACAUACAGACAGUGCAGUGUGAAUCGUUUCUCUUCAGGACUUUUGAGGCCUUGAGUUCUAUAUUCCAGAGUUUCCUGUUUUCCAUUCCGUCUCCUAUCAAGAGGGCUAAUUGUGAUGAUUUGCUCGAGAUUGUCCUAUGGCUGCUGUUAAGUCUUAAUAUUACUAUGUGAGAACAAAUAAACUGUAACAUUCUACCAUUCCAGAGAACACAAAAAUGAUUUUAUCAGACCUUAUACUUCAUGUUUUGAGAAUAAUACUACUUCUAUGAGUAACAUUGUUGAUUAGUUAUACUUUAGCAGAACAAGUGUCAAAAGAAGCCGAACUUCAUCCCAACUGCCGUUUAGAUAAGUUACCACUUCUUGUCACUUUGACAUUUCAAGUUCAUAUUACGGUCUGUUCAAGAGCACUGAUUCGAUAACCGUUCAAGCCGUAAACUCAAACUAAGCUAUCCAGCUGUCUGCAACAAAUAACACGACAGGAGCAACUUUUUACCAGAUGAAGAUGACAAUGAUUAGGGAUAAAAUAACCCCUGACCCUGAUAUCACUGCCUCUCAUUGGUCGGAUUGCUGUUCCGAGGUCACCACAGGAACAGUUAGUCAUUUCCUGUUUUCCCCUCAGUUUAGUGCCUGUCUAUGUUUGGAAUGUCGUCAAGGGAGUUCUACAGGAUAGCCCUCUGUUUCUGGGCUCUUAUAGGACAAUGAUAUCUGAGAAUACAGUAUAAAGCUAAAGUAUAUAUGUAAAAAAAUUGGUUCUAGGCUAUUGUGAAUAGAAAUCUGUCGUGGUAAACAAACAGCUGGUGUGGAUCUUUCUCUUUUCACAAGAGACCGGUAGCAUCUCUAUGUGGAUUCUGUGGAAAAAAUUAUAAAGCACUUAGUUGAUGAAGAUGAA